AUGGAGAUCGUUCCAAUCCCAGAAAAAUCUAGAGGACCAACAGGUCAUUGUUCUACAAUAAAAAGGAAUCAUUCGAUGGUUACACAACACAAAACAUUCGGUUUAAGAGACUUUAUUAUUGCUCUAGCAGAUAAUCACGAUGAUUUGCAAAUAGAAACCCUUCCUGAGGAAUAUGAGGGUCCUGAAAGACAUUUGGAAAUGGUAGGACUGAAAUGUCCGAGAUGUAAUAAAGACGCCAACAACACAAGGGACCUCAUUGCUCAUUUAGUUACACACCAGUCAGAACAGAUUCAAUAUAUUUACAAUUCAACCGGAGCUGUAACUAAAGAAGUCAACGAACAACUGAAAUAUGCAACAGCCUUGCAGGCCAAGAACAGUAUUUUCAAAAAGAAGAUCGAAAAUCGUCUUUUUACAAUCAACGUUGCCAUGUCAUCUCCUUUAUUCCCAUUUCUCUCAAUUCGAAAACUAAAAAUCCACAUGGAUCAGCCACCGAAUGCAACAAAAAGUUCGGCAAACUCCGACUUGAUAAAGAAGGAUCUAGUGCGUGGCGAUAAUAUUCACGCCUUGUUUUUUGAUUGGUUCGAUAUGCAAAAGGUUUACGAGAAAAUAAAAGCUGGUAUGAAACUGAAACAAGAAAAACAGGAGAUGAAAUAUUUCGAAUCAAUCUGCGAAGGUGGACAAGUCAUGUAUCAAGACUUGGUACACAAAAAACGCACAGAAGAAGAGACAAUGUGUUUGGCCAGUGCAUUGAACCUUCCAAUCGACUUCACACAAGAACAAUUGGUAGAUUCGAUGCGAAUGAUGGCGGAUGACCAAGCAUAUUGUCCAGAGACUGGCUCAAAACGCCGAUGCACAAAAAACAAAUCGUAUAAGUUUGACGUCUAA
Molecule: messenger RNA, 885 nt
Organism: Caenorhabditis remanei
Lineage: Eukaryota; Metazoa; Nematoda; Chromadorea; Rhabditida; Rhabditidae
Exons: 5
Coding region: 1-885 (294 amino acids)
Source: RefSeq, a predicted model, not a curated record